Messenger RNA from Brassica oleracea var. oleracea, 1425 nucleotides. Its product is annotated as probable receptor-like protein kinase At5g47070. Gene Ontology annotation, molecular function: protein kinase activity; ATP binding. The record is from RefSeq and is a predicted model, not a curated record. Lineage: Eukaryota; Viridiplantae; Streptophyta; Magnoliopsida; Brassicales; Brassicaceae. The transcript has 4 exons. Bases 157 to 1368 code for a protein of 403 amino acids. Gene Ontology annotation, biological process: protein phosphorylation.
UUCUUCGUCUUCCUUUGUAAAAGAUAAGGAAGAUACCGUCACGCUCUUUGACACUUUCCCAUCUACAAUUUUUCUCUACAAAGAAUAGUAUAAAUGUUCCCCUUGUUUUUCCUUACACAAAGUUUCAAUCUUUAUUCUCUCUCCUCUCCUUGAGACAUGAACUGUCUGUUCUUGCUCAAAUCCAAAAAACCCGAACCCAGAAACCAACAAAAAGACAGAAGAAAAGCACAAAACUCAGCUCCAGGACAGAGGAACAAGAGUGAAACGCCGUCGUUUAAUCUCCACAGGCCGAGAUCUUUGCCUUCUGGGCGAAGUAUCAGAAACUUGGAUAGGGAGAGAGAACAGAGUCUUAGGGUUUUCACUUACGAAGAACUCAGUGAAGCCACUUGUGGGUUUAGCAGAAGGCUUAAGAUCGGUCAUGGUGGAUUCGGUAAUGUUUAUAAAGGAAAGAUUCCCACGACCAGAGAUUCUGAUCCUCCACUUGUCGUCGCCAUCAAGAAACUCAAUCCACAAGGUUUACAGGGUCACAAGCAAUGGCUAGCAGAAGUUGAGUUUCUAGGGGUAGUGAAUCAUCAGAACGUUGUGAAGCUAUUAGGUUAUUGCUCCGAAGAUGGGGAGAACGGGAUGGAGAGGCUUUUGGUUUAUGAGUACAUGUCUAAUCGAAGCUUAGAGGAACAUCUCUUCACGCGUGGAGCUCGCACAUUACCAUGGAAACAAAGGCUUGAGAUCAUGCUUGGUGCAGCUGAAGGAUUGGCUUAUCUACAUGAAGUCAAGGUGAUAUACCGUGACUUCAAAUCCUCUAAUGUGCUUUUAGAUGAUGAAUUUUGUCCGAAAUUAUCGGACUUUGGGCUUGCAAGAGAAGGACCUCAGGGCGACAAUACUCACGUCACAACUGCAAAAGUUGGAACAGAGGGAUAUGCAGCUCCUGAAUACGUGCAAACAGGCCAUUUGCGGUUAAAGAGCGAUGUAUAUAGCUUCGGUGUUGUGCUUUACGAGAUCAUAAGCGGACGCCGAACCAUUGAGAGGAACAAGCCACCCGCUGAACGGAGACUAUUGGAAUGGGUCAAAGAGUAUCCUCCUGACAGUCGACGCUUCAGCAUGAUCGUUGACCCGCGGCUACGUAAUAACUAUCCAUCUGCUGGAACGAGGAGUUUGGCUAAACUGGCUGAUCUUUGCCUCAAAAAGAACGAUAAAGAGCGGCCCACGAUGGAGAUUGUAGUGGAAAGAUUAAAGAAGAUUAUCGAAGAGUGCGAUAGUGGAGAUUCUUAUAUAGCCGCGAGUAAAGAAAGUAGUCAGGUAAGAUGCAAUAGUAGAGCCGCAGGACCUGUGGAGGGGAGUUUGAGAGGAGGUGUUAGUGUUAGAGAAUGAUUUUUGAGUUCGGAAUAUUUUUUGCAUAGUGAAUAUUAUACAAAUAAGUUUUUUUUU